Molecule: messenger RNA, 873 nt
Organism: Fonsecaea monophora
Lineage: Eukaryota; Fungi; Ascomycota; Eurotiomycetes; Chaetothyriales; Herpotrichiellaceae
Exons: 2
Coding region: 1-873 (290 amino acids)
Biological process (GO): iron ion transmembrane transport
Cellular component (GO): membrane
Molecular function (GO): iron ion transmembrane transporter activity
Source: RefSeq, a predicted model, not a curated record
AUGCCGACACUUUUGCAAGGCGCAGUCCAGAAAACGAUAUUCGCAACGCUCGUUGUCCUGGCAUGUGCGGAAAAGCUGUGCUCCGUCAUGAAUCUGGUUUCUGUGGAAAAAGACUGGUGCGUUGUGGUUGCAGGAAACAACCAGGCAGCCUUGCGCAGACUCAACGCACAAAUGCGCCGCAUCGACUUGCUUUGCAAGCUUCUUGGACCUCUCUUUAUCGCUUCCGUGGAUACUGCUUCGACUCGGGUCGCAAUUAUUGUCAAUUUCGCGAUGAAUCUCCUCUCAGUUCCCAUCGAGUAUUUCGCCAUCGCCCGGGUCUAUCACGAGGUCCCGGCGCUUCAGGAGCCCAAAACAGCUGCAAGGUCAGAAGAUUCACUCGAGCCCAAGCCGUUCCUCCGGCGAGCCUGGAACAGCCUCAUGUACAUGAGCACCAAGUCAGUGGCUGACUGUGGUCUCUAUUUUCGUCAUACGGUUUUCCUCCCUUCUGCUGCUGGUGCUUUGCUAUAUCUCACCGUGCUCAACUUUGGUGGUCAGAUGGUCACUUUUCUCCUCGCUUCUGGCUACAAGUCGGGUGUGAUAGGCGUUGCACGGACACUUAGUGUCAGCUUCGAAGUUCUUGCCACAUGGUUCGCCCCUUGGCUCAUCGCAAAGAUCGGCCCUGUCAGAGCGGGCUUGUGGCUGAGCACAUUGCAGGUCUUCCCCCUGAUCGGGGGUACCAUAGCAUUCAUUCUGCUGAAACCGUCCGCAUUAUCUGCCACAGCUCUUGUUGUGGGGACCAUUGUUAGCCGUCUGGGGUUGAGAGGCUUUGAUCUGUCCACUCAGCUUCUCGUUCAAGAGGUGAGUUUCUCCUGCGCUUUCCAACUAAAAUGCUGA